Messenger RNA from Vitis vinifera (wine grape), 2178 nucleotides. Its product is annotated as LL-diaminopimelate aminotransferase, chloroplastic. The transcript is spliced from 10 exons. NCBI's taxonomy places the organism in Eukaryota, Viridiplantae, Streptophyta, Magnoliopsida, Vitales, Vitaceae. Gene Ontology annotation, molecular function: pyridoxal phosphate binding; L,L-diaminopimelate:2-oxoglutarate transaminase activity. Bases 696 to 1997 code for a protein of 433 amino acids. Gene Ontology annotation, cellular component: chloroplast. The record is from RefSeq and is a predicted model, not a curated record.
CUAUAUAUGUAGAGGCUCCUCUUAACCAAGUAGACGCGUUUUAAAGCCGUGAGGGCCCCCUUGGGCCCAAAGCGGACAAUAUCUACAUGGUUGGGUGCGGGUCGUUACACUAGUAGUUGUUUCGGGCUCAGCUGGAGUGGAGUUGAUAGCGAUGAAAGAUUUGAAUUUUUCUUUUCCUGCAUUUUCCUGACCACCAAAGAAAGCCUGGGCCUAACCCACUCGAAACCAUGAAACCCAAAUGCUUGCCUUCCCACAAAAGAUAGUUGGAUAUGUAAAUGUGUGGCAACACCUUCCACAGAGACGACUGGUACAUUUUUUUUCCCAUUAAUUUUAUAGUUAUAUCAAUGUUCUUAUUUUUAAUUAUGUUUCUAUGCAUCUGGUCAAGUCAUUAGUGUUAUGAAUUUCUGGGAAAUUUUUUAGUUAUGAACCUAUUUUGCAGUUCGAGAGGGGCUUUAAAUUUUUUCUAGAAGUUAUUUGAUAACAUAAUUGAGUGCCACUACUGAAUUUUUUAUGGGAUAAGUUGGGAUAAAUUGCUUAUGAUAAUAUGCCAUAGUACUGACUAAAAUCUUAUUUUCUUUGGAAAUGGGAUUGAAAAAUUGAGGGUCUUGCAACAUGAUGUGGUGUGGCCAAUGGACUCUGUUUCUUGAUUUUAAAGUGUCAAUCUGACACAAUUUUUCCUUCAUUUUGUUAGGCUAAUGAUAAAUAUGCUGUUUCUGCAACUUGAAGAUUUUAUUGUUACCAAUUCAGCACUACGAUUUUCAAUCCCUAAGUCUCACACGACAAAGGUCUCUCGCAAUGCAAAUAUGGCCAAACUUCAAGCUGGUUAUUUGUUUCCAGAGAUAGCCAGAAGAAGGUCAGCACACAUGCUAAAGUACCCUGAUGCACAAGUGAUAAGCCUUGGAAUUGGUGACACUACUGAGCCCAUUCCAGAAGUUAUAACUUCUGGUAUGGCAAAGAAAGCACAUGCAUUGUCAACACUAGAGGGUUACAGUGGUUAUGGAGCUGAACAAGGUGAAAAACAAUUGAGAGCUGCAAUUGCUUCGACCUUUUAUGGUGACCUCAGCAUAGAGGAAAGUGAUAUAUUUGUCUCUGAUGGUGCAAAAUCUGACAUAUCUCGCCUUCAGGUCAUGUUUGGGUCUAAUGUUACAAUGGCAGUGCAAGACCCAUCAUACCCGGCUUAUGUAGACUUAAGUGUUAUCUUGGGCCAGACUGGGCAGUUUCAGAAGGAUGUUGAGAAGUAUGGAAACAUCGAAUACAUGAAGUGUAAUCCAGAGAAUGGUUUCUUUCCUGAUUUAUCUACUGUUUCGCGAACCGAUAUCAUUUUUUUCUGUUCACCAUACAAUCCCACUGGUAAUGCUGCAACAAGGGAGCAACUGACCCGACUUGUACAGUUUGCCAAGGACAAUGGAUCAAUUCUAGUGUAUGAUUCGGGAUAUGCCAUGUAUAUCUCGGAUGACAGCCCAAGGUCCAUCUUUGAAAUUCCUGGAGCCAAAGAGGUUGCAAUUGAGGUAUCAUCAUUUUCCAAAUAUGCUGGGUUCACUGGAGUCCGUCUUGGUUGGACUGUGGUUCCAAAGGAGCUUCUAUAUUCAGAUGGAUUUCCUGUUGCCAAGGACUUUAACCGCAUUGAAUGUACAACCUUCAACGCUGCAUCCAACAUUUCUCAAGCUAGUGGUCUGGCUUGUCUUUCACCAGAAGGCCUAGAGGCUAUGCAUAAACUGGUAGGUUUCUACAAAGAAAAUACUAAUAUAAUCAUGGAGACAUUCACUUCUCUUGGUUUUAGCGUGUACGGAGGUAAGAAUGCACCAUAUGUUUGGGUUCAUUUCCCUGGUCAAAGCUCAUGGGACGUGUUCAGCGAGAUACUUGAGAAGACCCAUGUGGUAACAACACCUGGCAGUGGUUUCGGACCAGCUGGUGAUGGUUUCAUUAGGGUUUGUGCUUUUAGUCACAGAGGCAAUGUUCUAGAGGCCUGCAAAAGAUUCAAGCGGUUAUACAAGUGAAGUGUAGUAUGAGAAUGGUUUCAGUUUCAGCAGCCCUCCAUUAUGCUCCAUGUUCUCUGUGAUAGCAGGACUGGAGCAGGAUUCGUAUCUUAUGUAUCUCCCUCGUUAUUUCUUAUCAGAUUCUAUUUUUAAUUUGGUGUAGAACCUAGUAACUUUUACAAAGAUUGAUUUUGAAUUGGUA